This is a messenger RNA of Acaulospora morrowiae, 1306 nucleotides long. NCBI's taxonomy places the organism in Eukaryota, Fungi, Glomeromycota, Glomeromycetes, Diversisporales, Acaulosporaceae. The record is from the annotation of a GenBank genome assembly.
UGCUGAUCCUGAGACACCAGGUGCCCUACAGGGCCGAAUUAUGACAUUUUGGCCCAAAGUGAUCUACAUUUUGUCUCAGAGAGAUCGUCACUAUGUCUUUACAGGGCCAAUGUCGAUCACUACAGGGCCGAUGCUGAUCACCGGACGCGAAAAGUGCCGGUUCCUCUACAGGGCCGAUGAUCAAGGGAUUUACAUUUUGUCUCAAAGAUCGUCAACAUAUUUUUCAGAAAAUUUUGGAAUCGCAACUCAUGGAAAGAUUGUUUCGAUUAUUUUUGAUCAAACAAUAAAUGUAACAUUUAAUGAUGAUGAAGUUCGAGCCAUAAAGAUUGAUGCCCCGGGUGCAGUUCUUAUGAAAGAGAAUGUUUUUUUUCGUUUAUCGAGAGAACUUACCUUUUCAAAUAAAGAUAAUCCUAUAUACAUUGAUGAUGAUACCACAUCAACUGAGGAUGAACUUGUCGACGACAUUCAUAUAAAAGAUAUUAAUCAACCUCAAGUAGAGGAAAUUGUGCCAUUGAUUGGUGUCGAUCGAGAUAAUCAAUCUCAGGAGGAGGAAACUGUACCAUCGACUGGUGUCGAUCAAGAUAAUCAACUUCGGGAAAAUGAAAUUGUGCCAUCGACUGGUGUCGAUCAGAGUAAUCAAUCUGGGGAGAAGGAAACUGUGCCAUCAAUACAAUCUCAAGAUGAUGAAACUUCUUCAUCGGCGAUAUCAAAGGGAAAGGUUGCAAAAGAUGUUCAAUUUAAUAUCAACAAGCGAAAAUUAAAAAAUCGGCAAAAUGAGGAUGAAGGGAAUGUUGAGGAUUGGUUUGAUUGCGAGAAGUGUUACGGGUUGCAAAAUCAAUUUUGUAAAUUUUGUGGGUGUUUCAGAUGUGAACGAAAAAAUGAUCCAGCUCAUAUUUUAUUAUGUGAUGGUAAUUGUGGUAAUGGUUAUCAUACCUAUUGUUUAAAGCCUUCAAUUGAUGAAAUACCUUCCGGAAAUUGGUACUGUGAUGAGUGUAGAUCUUUAGAUAUGAAACAGGUCGAGUCUGAAUCCUCUGGAUCUAAGGGGAAGGAAGUGGUUUUAACAAGUGAUGAGAUUCAAAUUCCAUUAGAGAGAAAUGAUUCAUUGGGUGUUGAGUCAACCUAUGUCUGGAAUCUACUUAUGAUGGAUUACGAACAGAAGAAUGGAAUUCCACCUAUAUCAAAAAUUCUACGUGGUCUUGUUGCAGAGAAGAUGAUGACUAUUCUUUGUAUUGAUGGAAGGCAGGAGCGGAGAUACUGGACUGGAAUGUGGAGAUUGAUCAAAUUACUUCACAUAACUCGAUGUCAG